CGGCAAGGCAAAGUCAGACUUCAGAAAUGGUUUGUUUCCUAUCCAGACAAAGAAAAGAAAAAGAUACUCCGCGAUGUCAUGGCAAUUGUGCUGGCAAGGAAACCUAAGAUGUCUUCUUUCCUUGAGUGGAAAGACAUGAAGCUCGUUUAUCGGCGAUAUGCCAGCCUCUACUUCCUGUGUGCCAUAGAGCCCGAAGAUAAUGAACUGCUUACCCUCGAAGUAAUUCACCGCUAUGUAGAAAUUCUGGACAAGUAUUUUGGAAAUGUGGAUGAAUUUCUCUUUGCCGGUGAAGUGCAAGAAUCCGGGCCUCGUAGCAUAAUGUCCGUCAUAGAUGCCCAAGAUAUGCUUCAGGAGGAGGAAGUUCCGCAAAGUUUCUUCGAAGAUCAAAGCUUGAAUUAG
This is a messenger RNA of Dibothriocephalus latus, 399 nucleotides long. Lineage: Eukaryota; Metazoa; Platyhelminthes; Cestoda; Diphyllobothriidea; Diphyllobothriidae. The record is from the annotation of a GenBank genome assembly.